Molecule: messenger RNA, 1331 nt
Organism: Diprion similis
Lineage: Eukaryota; Metazoa; Arthropoda; Insecta; Hymenoptera; Diprionidae
Gene: mRpL3
Product: 39S ribosomal protein L3, mitochondrial
Exons: 7
Coding region: 140-1273 (377 amino acids)
Biological process (GO): translation
Cellular component (GO): ribosome; mitochondrial large ribosomal subunit
Molecular function (GO): structural constituent of ribosome
Source: RefSeq, a predicted model, not a curated record
AGGCAAGUACCCGAAUCAGCUUAGGUUAGACUCAAUUUUUACUAUUAACAAGUAAAAUGUGUUCUACGUGAAUUUAAGUGCCGCAAAAAACAGGAAAAUAAAAUAUAGGAUCUGCAGCAGUAAUAUACCAUCAUCAGGCAUGGCUGGGCUGCUCAAGUCGUUUGCCAACCUGCAAAUAUCCUGCAAAUUUCUCUAUCCUAGGGUUGAAGCCGUCACGGUACCUUCAAGAGGCAGAAAACAUUUGAACUAUACGCCAAGGAAACGCCACCCUGUAUGGCUGCCAAAACAAACUCGCGUGCAAUACAACGAAAACCUCACCUCCGAAAAUGCUCAGUUCCUCAAAGAAGUCGUCAAUACUAAAUAUGGUAACCCUGCAUUCAGUCUGAGUGCCGCUGGGCAUGUAUCGCCUCUGAAAGUUGAGCCAAUUGAACCAACAGCGGAAUGGCAACCGGAAUAUCGACGCACUGGUGUUAUUGCUAAGAAAAUUGGAGUCUAUCCACUGUGGAUGAAGAAUGGAAAAAGAGUUAUCACCACGCUUUUACAGGUGCUGGAUAAUCAUGUGGUAAAAUACAUACCGCCAGAAGAGUUCAAGCCAAUACUGUUUCAGCGUAGGCACAAAAAUAAUCCUAGGCAGGAAAAAUUAGGUUGCCUUGUGGUUGGUUCAGACAGCUGCGACCCUCAGAAAUUCACCAAGGAAUAUUGUGGCAUCUUUGCUGACUCCGGCGUUAUGCCUAAACGUAUAUUAACUAGGUUCCGCGUUUCACCUGAAGCAGCACUAGCACCUGGUACACCACUUGUUGCCGCACAUUACAAGCCCGGACAAAUUGUUGAUAUCAGAGGCAAGACUAUCGACCGUGGUUUUCAAGGGGUAUGCAAACGUUGGGGAUUCAAAGGUGGUCCAGCCUCGCACGGUGUAACAAAAACUCAUAGAAGACCUGGAAAUAUUGGUGGUGGUGGUGAAAAGGGUCGCGUAUGGCCCGGGACGAAAAUGCCGGGUCACAUGGGUAAUAGUAUGCGGAUACACAAGGGCGCCAAAAUUCUUCGAAUCAAUACAAAAUAUAACGUAUUAUGGAUUCUUGGCAUAGCUAUUCCGGGUGAAACAAACUCAUUCGUAUCCAUAUAUGACACAAUUUUACCGCUAAGGAGACCAAAAGAAGCCCCGAUGUUUCCAACUUAUUUACCCACAGCAGAUGAACCCUUACCAGAAGACUUGUACUGCGAUGAGUUGCAUCCCUUUACAGCACCCACUAUUGAAUUCAAGGAAGAAUCGUAAUACGUGUAUUCUAAUAUGUUAGAAAAAUACAGAUGAUAUCAACUGUCUUAUGUAAAUA